AAUCCGACAAGCCGUGGUGUUUACACCUGGAUUCAUAAUUGUACACUUAAUGUCAACUGGAGCUCUGAAAAUGAAAUCAAAGGAUGUGUUCUGUAUACGUAUCGCUUAAAACUCUUUCAGAAUGAUACAGAAGAAAGAACAAUUGAUACAACAGCCUUGAUGUAUUCUAAGGAGGGAAUCCUUUCCAAUUCUGUGUACCGAGUGGAAAUCACGCCCGAAAUGAACUGUAAUGGCAAUUACACUGAGCACAAAACAAGGAUAAACACUAUCUCGGCAUUCCCAGAAAUGCAGACAAAAAAUAUCACCAAAAUUGUAUCAGAAAAUGAUGUAUUAGAGUGUUCCCUUACGGGAGCUUACCAUCCACUGAGUUUUACCUGGCAGCACUUGAUUGGACCAGAUGAAACCAUUGUGAGAAAUUUCACAACGUCACUGGUCAGACUCCGAAACGUAUCAUAUAAAGACGUGGGGGUGUACAACUGUACGGUUCAAUACAAGCUCUGUGGAACAUUAAACCAACAGAUGACAUCAAGUGGCUCCAUUGUCUUCAACGUCAAAGGACCACCGUUCAUAGAGACUUCUAUAGGCACUCUUACUCUAAAACCAGGACAAAACAUAACAGUAACCUUAAAAAUUAUAUCAUUUCCAGCACCUUAUGACCAAGUGAUCAUCAGAAGUCAAGGCAACAAUUACGUUAAUAAUACUGUAAAUUACCAAAAUACAUUAGUGCCACUGAAAGCUUAUGGAAAGACAAUUGAAGUGGAGGGAUAUAUGGCGCGCCUUACAAUGCUGAAUAUUUCAGAAAUGUGGUUUGGAACAAAUACCAUUAUCGUGUCUAAUAGCUUUGGAAAUCAUUCGACCAGUUUCAUUAUACAGCAUUCCUCAGAAAAUCAUAUCUAUAAUUUCAUAGUUAAAGUUCUGAAGGAAAAUAUGUAUCUUCUGGCUGGAAUUGGAGGAGGGAUUCUCGUUUUGUUCAUCAUCGUAUUGGUUAUUACUUGCAAGAAGAAAAAAGGAAAAACUAACCUUUCAUUAAACAGCGAUACUAAGCAUUACGAAGAAUCGGGAGUUGCAACAGUAGGUGAACGGAUGUAUUCAAGACCCUUUUCGUUGAGCAAUACGAAAAAAGAAGAAGAUGUUCAGAAAUUGACUGUUCGAGAAGAGCCCAUAGAACUGGAACAAAGACAGUGUGCCAGUAUGUUCAGUUGUGAUGGAUUUGACGCGGAUGAGUUUCAGAUGGAUAAAAUAUUGUAUGAUAACCACUUUGCUCCAGGAUACAAAUAAUAAAAAAUAUAUAUGUUCAAAAUUUUAUGAUGGCUUCACAUCGGAAAUGUAUAUUUCAUGCUUAUAUAAUAAAAUUGAAAUCUUAUGAAAAUAAACAUAUAAUCUGAAUGAUGUAUAAAUGUAAUAAUUUAUACAGGAUUCUUAUAAUUGAA
Saccostrea echinata is the source of this 1430-nucleotide messenger RNA. RefSeq lists its product as uncharacterized. The transcript has 8 exons. Gene Ontology annotation, biological process: cell-cell adhesion. The coding region runs from base 160 to 1278 and encodes 372 amino acids. Gene Ontology annotation, cellular component: cell-cell junction. Gene Ontology annotation, molecular function: cell adhesion molecule binding. Lineage: Eukaryota; Metazoa; Mollusca; Bivalvia; Ostreida; Ostreidae. The record is from RefSeq and is a predicted model, not a curated record.